AUGGCCAAUCCACCCCACGGCGGAGUCCUCAAGGACCUCCUCGCUCGAGAUGCCCCUCGUCAUGCCGAGCUUGAAGUUGAGGCAGAGAAACUGCCUGCGGUCGUCCUCACCGAGCGCCAGUUGUGUGAUUUGGAGCUCAUUAUGAAUGGCGGCUUCUCACCGCUCGAAGGGUUCAUGAACGAGAAGGACUACAACGGUGUCGUUGAGAACGUGAGACUCGCAAGUGGAGCGCUCUUCAGCAUGCCCAUCUGCUUGGAUGUCGGGGCCCAGAUCAUUGAACGUCUGAAGAUCAAGCCUGGGUCACGGAUCACUCUUCGAGAUUUCCGAGACGAUCGCAAUCUGGCUAUCCUCACGGUGGACGACGUGUACAAGCCAGACAAGAAUAAGGAGGCCCAAGAAGUCUUUGGGGGAGACCCGGAGCACCCAGCCAUCAAGUACUUGAUGCAGGCGACCAAGGAAUUCUAUAUUGGGGGCAAAAUCGAGGCUGUGAACAAGCUCAGUCACUACGACUACGUUGCUCUCCGAUACACGCCUUCGGAACUCAGAGUGCACUUCGAGAAGCUCGGCUGGACUCGUGUGGUGGCUUUCCAGACUCGAAACCCCAUGCACAGGGCACAUCGUGAGUUGACUGUACGCGCCGCCCGUGCUCGUCAGGCCAAUGUGCUCAUCCACCCUGUUGUGGGUCUGACGAAACCUGGUGACAUCGACCACUUCACUCGUGUCCGUGUCUAUGAAGCGCUUAUGCCCAGAUACCCCAACGGCAUGGCGGUUCUUGGUUUGCUGGGACUUGCAAUGAGAAUGGGAGGGCCUCGCGAGGCCAUCUGGCACGCCAUCAUCCGAAAGAACCACGGCGCUACCCAUUUCAUCAUCGGCAGAGAUCACGCAGGUCCUGGCAAAAAUAGCUCCGGGAAGGAUUUCUAUGGUCCCUAUGACGCCCAGCACGCCGUCGAGAAAUACCGAGCUGAGUUGGGCAUUGAGGUCGUGGAAUUUCAGAUGAUGACCUAUCUUCCGGAUACAGACGAAUACCGGCCAAAGGAUCAGGUCCCCGAAGGUGUCAAGACCUUGGACAUCUCUGGCACCGAGUUGCGCAGACGUCUAAGAGUUGGUGCACCCAUCCCAGAAUGGUUCUCCUAUCCUGAAGUCGUCAAGGUGCUGAGAGAGUCAAAUCCUCCUCGCGCGAAGCAAGGCUUCACCAUUUUCCUGACCGGCUAUCAAAACUCCGGCAAGGACGCCAUCGCACGAGCCUUGCAAGUCACCUUCAACGAACAAGGCGGUCGCCCUGUCACCCUACUUCUAGGUGAAACUGUCCGUCACGAGUUGUCCUCCGAACUUGGGUUUACAAAAGAGGAUCGCGACACUAACAUUGCGCGUAUCGCCUUUGUUGCCGCAGAAUUGACCAAAGCUGGUGCUGCUGUGAUUGCUGCACCAAUAGCACCAUUCGAAGAGGCCCGCCAGGAGGCUCGAGAGACCAUCCAGCGAUUUGGUAGCUUCUUCUUGGUUCAUGUUGCAACCAGCCUGGAGUACUGCGAGAAGACGGACAAGCGUGGAGUGUAUGCGCGAGCUAGGAGGAAUUCAAUCCGGAACUUUACAGGUAUUAACGAUCCGUAUGAGAAGCCCGAGGAUGCGGACUUGACCGUGGACUGUGAGAAGCAGUCCGUGAGGAGUAUCGUCCACGAAAUUGUCUUGAUGUUGGAGAGCCAGGGCUUCUUGGGCAAUGUGUAA
This is a messenger RNA of Cladophialophora psammophila CBS 110553, 1722 nucleotides long. RefSeq names its product sulfate adenylyltransferase. Gene Ontology annotation, molecular function: adenylylsulfate kinase activity; sulfate adenylyltransferase (ATP) activity; ATP binding. Lineage: Eukaryota; Fungi; Ascomycota; Eurotiomycetes; Chaetothyriales; Herpotrichiellaceae. The record is from RefSeq and is a predicted model, not a curated record. The coding region runs from base 1 to 1722 and encodes 573 amino acids. The transcript has a single exon. Gene Ontology annotation, biological process: sulfur amino acid metabolic process. Gene Ontology annotation, cellular component: cytoplasm.